AUCGUGUUAUCUGUUUUGUUUUAACCUUGUUAACUUGAUUGUUGCACCAUUGUGAGGUUUUGAAGAGUCACGCUUUACAAACAACAGGAUACAACUGUUAGCUUCAACGAGAAAUAGUAAAAGCCUCUCAAAAAAUGCAGUUAUGAGGCUAAUGGGACUGAAAGCCUCGCUAACGUUAGUCUAGCUGCUUUUAUCUCUGCUUUGUUAUAAUGUCAGCAGCGCUUUUAAUGCCCCUGCAAUGCAGCCGCCAUGGUAAACUUAUUUACAAAGUGUUUACGCAGACACAAGGACACAGAUACCUCUCAAAUGUCUGCCCAUCUGCUGAGCACAUCAGGAAGUUUAUUAUAGAAAACACGGAGAUAACAGGAGAGCAGAGCCUGACUCCUGAGAUCAGGCUGAGGUUAUUCACCCCCCGAUGCAGAUUCUGGCGAGAGAGACCGGAGUUAUGGCCCUUUGAUGACCCCUACUGGGCUAUAUACUGGCCAGGGGGACAGGCACUGUCGAGGUAUAUCUUAGAUAACCCUGAGGUGUGCCGGAAUCAGACAGUCCUGGAUCUGGGAAGCGGCUGUGGAGCCUCUGCCAUUGCUGCAACACUGCGUGGUGCUGCUCACGUAGUAGCUAAUGACGUUGACACUGUUGCAGCUGUUGCGACCCAAAUGAACUGUGAGCUGAACGGGCUGGAACCACCUGUUUGUCUGACGACAAACAUGAUUGGUUCAGAACCCGACGCCUUCAGCCUGAUCCUCUUAGGUGACAUGUUCUACGAUGAGGCCCUCGCCACUCACCUUCACAGCUGGUUGGACAGCUGUGUCAGAGUCCAUGGCACUAAAGUACUUAUCGGAGAUCCCGGCAGAGCCCAAUUUGAGAGUCACAGCAUCCGACAGCUGUUGCAUCAGCUAGCCCAGUUUGAGCUGCCUGAGUGUGUUAGAGAGGAGAACUAUGGUCUAACUUUCAGCACUGUUUGGUGCUACCGUCCUGAACUGUAACAAAUAAAUCGUAGCAUCUGUGAUGUAUUAAUCUCUGCCUAAUUAUUGUAUCAAAAAUACUCCCCUGAAUUGAAAUGUGAAGAUGUUUUGUGACUUCUACGCAGUUACUGUUUACUCUGGGUCAUGAAAAGUCUUCAUUGAAAAGAAGAAACAGAAGUGGAAGGGAAUACAAGCUUAAAGUUAUUCAUAAUUUUAGUGUAUUGUUAACUUGAUCACAAUUUUUAAAUGCAUGUAAGUUACACACUGCAUAUUAGUGCUAUUCACAAACAUUUGCAGAGAACUCUCAUGAAUAUAUUGGUAAAUCAACAAGAAACACUGAGAAAUAUGAUUCUUGAAAUAUUUGACCUGUAUAAAGUAUU
Pundamilia nyererei is the source of this 1345-nucleotide messenger RNA. RefSeq names its product electron transfer flavoprotein subunit beta lysine methyltransferase (gene etfbkmt). The coding region runs from base 210 to 986 and encodes 258 amino acids. Gene Ontology annotation, biological process: peptidyl-lysine trimethylation. Gene Ontology annotation, cellular component: mitochondrial matrix. Gene Ontology annotation, molecular function: protein-lysine N-methyltransferase activity. The record is from RefSeq and is a predicted model, not a curated record. The transcript has 3 exons. Lineage: Eukaryota; Metazoa; Chordata; Actinopteri; Cichliformes; Cichlidae.